CCACUAGUGGGUGCUUAGCUAUUUGGGCUGGAGUGGACUGGAUAAGACAGUUCCUCGUUGAAGAUUAUCAGGAAAACGGUCUCCUCAGUAGAUAUGUGGACAGUUAUACUUAAAUAGUUCAUGAUUCAUCCGUUCUUCACAUCUACGUCGCUGCAGCUUUACUCCACACAGUGUUUACCCACCCCCUCACAGUGACUCAGCAGAUACUGUGACAGCUGUGAUUGACCGUGAUAUCAGCCAGUAACAUGUCCAUGUUCAGCACGGGCAUCCUUGUGCUGACGUCUCCUCUCCACACCCUCCCCUUGCGCAUCGCUCCAGUGCUCACUUCAGCUGCUCAGCUUGUAGAGCGCACACUGUACGUGCACCUCCAUCCCGGGCUGAACCUGGGAAGUGGGAGCCAGCCUCGGCCAGUUUUCAUUCCACCAGUAGUGGACCUGUCUACGCUCAUAUCCCGCCUUUACAGCAAUGCAGCUGACAUAUGUGGGCAUCUGGAUGUUCGUGUUUUACUGACCAAUGUGCGCGCUCAGUCAGCUGCCAGCAGCGGGGUCGCGGCCCCAAACUGCCCUUUCCCCACACCACAAUCUCUGUCUCACUCCCCGGAGGUGGUGCUAACAGACUUUCCUCUGCAGGACCCAGGUCAGUCCCAUCAGGUCACACAGUGUCUGCAGAGGUAUACAGGCCACUGCUACGUCUGUAGCCCCACCCUCCCCUCAGUGCUGCUUCACCCACAGCUAGUGAAGCUGCAGGAGGAAGAAGAAGAAGGGCUGAAAGAGCCCGAGGAAAAGGCGAAACCUUUGGAGACCUACAGUGAUGUGGUGGUAGGGGGGACAUUUGACCGGCUCCAUGGGGCCCACAAGACGCUGCUCAACAUCUCAUGCCUGCUAGCUAACAGAAGGUUCCUUAUUGGUGUGUGUGACCAAGCAAUGCUGAAAAAAAAAGUGCUAAAGGAGCUGGUCCAGCCCUACUCUCUGCGGGCACAGAAACUACAGGAGUUCCUGCAUGAUGUCAAACCCUCGCUGCAGGUGGAGAUCGUGCCCCUGGACGACCCCUAUGGAGUGUCUGUGGUUGACCCCUUGCUGCAGUGCAUUGUGGUUAGCGAGGAGACCAGAAAGGGAGGCGAGGCGGUCAACAAGAAACGGAUUGAGAACGGCCUUCCAGCUCUCGUCCUCCACGAGAUCCAGUUGCUUAAAGACGCCCACCAUACUGAGACGGAGGAGGAGAAGAUCAGCUCCUCCAGUCUGCGAUCUCGUCUGCUGGGCACCCUCCUGAAGCCGCCUAAAGACACAUCCCAUCUCGCUCCCCUUCCAUACGUGAUCGGCCUGACAGGAGGCAGCGGCAGUGGAAAGAGCUCCAUCGCCAGGCAGCUGGAGGCUUUGGGCGCCGUCCGCAUUGACUGUGACAAGCUGGGCCAUGAGGUGUACCAGCCAGGCACUGCAGCCUAUCACAGAGUGCUGGAAGAAUUCGGGUCAGAUCUUCAGAAUGAAGAUAAAACCAUCAACAGACGAGCAUUAGGAAGAAAGGUUUUUGGAAACCAGGAGCGGUUAAAAGCCCUGACAGACAUUGUUUGGCCUGAGAUUGCACUUCUGGUGAAGAACAGGAUCAGCCAAGCCAGAGAGGAAGGUAAACAGGUUUGUGUGCUGGACGCAGCAGUUCUCCUGGAGGCCGGCUGGACAGACAUGGUCCACGAGGUCUGGGUCACCGUCAUCCCCGAGGAGGAGGCAGUGGUAAGGAUCACAGAGCGAGACGGUGUGUCCACAGAGGACGCCCUGCGCCGGCUGCAGAGCCAGUGGUCCAACAGCAAGCAAGUAGAGCACGCCAAUGUGGUGCUCAGCACACUGUGGGAACCGGAGGUCACGCGGAAACAGGUACUGAAAGCUUGGAAUCUUCUUCAGCAGAGAAUCCAACAGCGGCGAGAGGGAAAAGUUUCUGUCACUACAUCAUCUCAGCUGUGACCCGUGCAUGCAGAUACAAGCAUGUGUCAGGCCCACGGACAUGAGUGCACAAAUGACUGAUCCACAUAAGGAAACGCUGCCUUAGAAAGAAGCGAGGAUGAUGACUGUGCCAUCACAGCAAACCCAACAAGCACUCUCACUUCUUUGACCAACACUCAGUGCCUAGUUGACUUUCCAUGGGUUUUUAAAGUCUAGUUUUAUUUGAAGAUUGUGAGUUAAAAGUUGGAUGGAUGAGGAAAAAAAAUCAUAAAUGAUCCUUUACAAAAUAAAUUUGGAACUUGACAGCUGGAAUUCAUGUUUGGGAUUAAUAAAAUGUUGUAUUAUCCUAAGAA
This is a messenger RNA of Epinephelus moara (kelp grouper), 2284 nucleotides long. It is a transcript of the gene coasy, whose product is annotated as CoA synthase. The transcript has 10 exons. The coding region runs from base 246 to 1952 and encodes 568 amino acids. Lineage: Eukaryota; Metazoa; Chordata; Actinopteri; Perciformes; Serranidae. Gene Ontology annotation, molecular function: dephospho-CoA kinase activity; ATP binding. Gene Ontology annotation, biological process: coenzyme A biosynthetic process. The record is from RefSeq and is a predicted model, not a curated record.